CACAGAAAUCGCUCAGAAGACCUCAGCAAAGCGAUUGUCCUGCGUUGCCUUCUUCCAUAUCUGCACACCCUCUUCGUCCAGAACUUUUCUUUCUCUUGACUUCUCCCAUGGAAGAAGAUUCGACCUCCCUGAAGCAAGAAAAAGAAAUCCAAGAACUGGGAAAAGCAGGGCCUCCAAGGGAAGGAAAGACGGUAACUUCUUCCCAAUAUCCUGAGCCAGAGUUCUCUGAGCCCUCCGAGGCAGAACAGGGAGCAGAAACUGGACCUCGGCCCAGAAGCAGCCCUCCUCAGAGCCCCCAGUUUGGAGUCAGCACAUCUCUGGGUGAUGCUGAAGGACCAGGACCAUCAACUUCCCAUUCCCCUCUUCAGGAGCCUUCUCCCCUUCUUACUCCCCUGGCCCUGGCCACACAGGACCUUGGCUCACCACUGGAGUCAGGCCGGACCGCUAGUGUGACUCCUGACACCGGGACGCUUCAUUCUGAUCUUCUGGAGCAAUCCUCUGAUAAAAGAGAAUCCAUUCCUCAUCACACAGGCCCGUCAGAGGCAAACACCUCUCAACAAUCUCAGCAACCCACAUCUCAACUGUAUGGAUCGAGAGAUGCGAGCUGUAGCAACUCUAAACAAAAAGAACUGAGAUUUGACGUUUUUCAGGAGGAAGACUCCAACGGUGACUACGACCUAGACCAGCCUGCAUCUGGGGCCUCUGAGGCUGCACCCAGCCUGCUGGAGACAGCCAUUCAGAAUGCUAAGGCUUACCUGCAGAAGAGCAGUAGCAAGUCCGGCUUGAAUCUAUAUGAUCAUCUAUCUAAUAUGCUGACUAAGAUAUUAAAUGAGCGUCCUGAAAAUGCUGUUGACAUCAUUGAAAAUAUUAGCCAAGAUGUGAAGACGGCACAUUUUAGUAAAAAAUUAGACACGCUCCAAGAUGAGAAGGAGAUGCUCCCAACAUAUGAAAUAGCAGAGAAGCAAAAAGCUCUUUUUCUCCAGGGACAUUUGGAAGGAGUUGACCAAGAACUGGAAGAUGAAAUAGCAGAAAACUCUCUUCCUAACAUAAUGGAGUCUGCUUUUUAUUUUGAACAAGCUGGAGUUGGUUUGGGUGCAGAUGAGACUUACCGUAUAUUCCUUGCCCUCAAGCAGCUUACCGACACCCACCCAAUCCAAAAAUGCCGCUUCUGGGGCAAGAUCUUGGGUCUGGAGAUGAAUUAUAUUGUAGCUGAAGUGGAAUUUCGUGACGGGGAAGAUGAAGAGGAGGUAGAAGAGGAAGAUGUAACUGAAGAGAGGGAAAAUGGAGAAAGUGAAGCAGAUGAAGAUGAGGAAGAUGGAUUACCAAAGUCCUUCUACAAGGCCCCACAGGCUAUCCCAAAAGAAGAAAGUAGGGCAGGUGCCAACAAAUACGUGUAUUUUGUUUGCAAUGAACCAGGAAGGCCAUGGGUGAAGUUACCAUCAGUUUUACCAGCACAAAUUGUUAUUGCAAGAAAAAUCAAGAAAUUUUUCACUGGGCGAUUGGAUGCACCCAUCAUAAGCUACCCACCUUUCCCAGGAAAUGAGAGCAAUUACUUACGAGCACAAAUUGCCCGAAUUUCAGCAGGAACCCAUGUCAGUCCUUUGGGAUUCUAUCAGUUUGGUGAAGAGGAAGGAGAGGCAGAGGAAGAGGUAGAAAGUGGGCGAGAUAGCUUUGAGGAAAACCCAGAGUUUGAAGGCAUUCCAGUGACUGAUCUAGUUGAAUCUCUGUCCAAUUGGGUUCAUCAUGUACAGCAUAUUCUCCCUCAGGGUCGCUGUAAUUUGUUCAACACUAUGCAAAAAAAUGAAGAAGAAGAGGAGGAGGAUGAAGACAAAGAGGAAGAAAAAGGAGAAGAACCUGAGUACAUAGAACAGGAAGUGGGGCCUCCUCUUUUGACACCAAUCUCUGAAGAUUUAGAGAUUCAGAAUAUGCCUCCUUGGACAACACGGCUAUCCUCAACUCUUGUCCCACAAUAUGCUAUUGCUGUUCUUCGAUCCAACCUUUGGCCUGGAGCAUAUGCCUUUUCCAAUGGCAAAAAGUUUGAAAAUCUCUACAUAGGCUGGGGUCAUAAAUAUAGUCCAAACAAUUACACACCUCCGAUUCCACCACCAGUUUAUCAAGAAUACCCCAGUGGACCAGAAAUUACAGAAAUGGAUGAUCCUAGUGUGGAAGAGGAGCAGGCUUUCAGGGCCACACUAGAGUCAGUUGCACUGGAGGCCGAGGAGAAUGAAGAAACUGAGGAAGAUGAAGAGGAGGAUGACGACGACUAAGAUCAGCCUGGACACACGUGUCACUGACACACACUCCCUUAUGUGGGACUGAUUUUAUAUGUGUGAACAUAUAUGUGUACACAUACACACACUUAUAUACAGGAAAUUAUUCACCUGCAAAUGUCAUUCCUUACAAAUAAACAACUUGGAAUUUUGUAUGUAAAACUAUGUUUAUAGAAAGAUGCUCAAUGUAUUUUCCAGAGGCUAAAGGACAUGCAAUCACAUCACUGUUCUAAUGGUUACAGCUAAUAGAAUAAGAGCUUGUGUAUUAUUUUUAAAAGAUCUCAAGGUUAAGUUCUAAUAUGGCAAACAUUGAAAGAUACAAUCCUCAGAAGCUUCUUGGAAACUUUAUACUUCAAAAAAGUGUCAAAAGGUUUGAAGACAAAACAAAAAAACCCCACUGACAACCACUGUACUAGAGUAUGUAUAUUUAACCUGAGUAAGAUCUGAACCAGAACAUGUAUUCUUAAGCUUGUGUAAUUAACUGUGCUUAUGGUUGGGUCUGUGAUACUGUGUGCAAGCACCAUAUAUGUAUUCAUUUUUCACUAAGAAGAUGUUUGUAAUUCCAUCACUUGCUCAAAAACUGUAGGAACAAAUUUUUAACCAUUUUGGUACUUCUCAAAACUCAAUCUUGACUCCUUCAUCCUACAGAAAUUGAUUUGAACUAUUGGGGAUUGAGGAAAGAUAAGUUGCACAGAGAUAGUUGGAACUAUCCAAAGACUUCAGGCUUGUGUUUUCUACUACUGUUUCCUAAAACAUUUUUCUUCAUUAAAAAAGUAUUUUUAACUCCUAUAUGUACUUAACAACCUGCAACUA
Molecule: messenger RNA, 3083 nt
Organism: Nycticebus coucang (slow loris)
Lineage: Eukaryota; Metazoa; Chordata; Mammalia; Primates; Lorisidae
Gene: RSPH4A
Product: radial spoke head component 4A
Exons: 6
Coding region: 108-2267 (719 amino acids)
Biological process (GO): cilium assembly; cilium movement involved in cell motility; axoneme assembly
Cellular component (GO): radial spoke; axoneme
Source: RefSeq, a predicted model, not a curated record